CACCAUACAGCAGCAUGUCAACACACUCUCAUGUUGAGAAGAAUAAGAAACAGUUAAAGGAAUCGGACAAUCUAUUUUCUGGACUUAAAGAUCUUGGGCAUCAGCGAGACCAACUCUGAAGUGAACCGCUUAUCCAAAAAGUUGUUUAUAUCAUAACCAAACAUAGAAAUGGGAAGAAUACAUAUCUGCGUAAAACGGACGUUCAUUUUCGUCUGUGUCUUGAUCGGGAUCAUCAGCACCCUCUUGCUGGCCAUCACAUUAUUUGGACAUGGGUACUUCCACCAAUCAGAAGAAAUAGAGGAGAUGCUGCCAGGGAUAGUAGUUCUGUAUGUCCUAGAAGCAGCAACCCUGGUCCUGUCACUCUUUGGGGUCUAUGGCGCUCGGAAGGAGAAGAAAUGGACUGUGGUUCUGUUUUCUGUAGGUAUGUCACUGGCCAGCCUAUACCUGUUUGCGGAGUGUGUGAAAGCAUAUUCAAGCAAACACGAGAUGGAGGAGUUAACCAGAGAGGAACAUCUGGCGAUGAUGCCUCUGAGUGGAGCGAAACAAAAAGAUAUAGAAACGAUAUACAACAUACAGACUAACUUCAAAUGCUGUGGGCUCCUACAAGGCUACCAAGACUGGGGAACAGACAUCCCCCUCUCCUGUCUCUGUUCUGAUGAGGACUCAGCAGACUUUACAUGUGUUGCUCCUGGUAACAAUACAAGAUAUGUUAUUCACUAUCCCAACAGUGAUGUGUCUGAGGAUGAUGACCACAAGGGAUUAACGGAUGAACACAUGCUGGUAUAUAAAGAGCCAUGUCUUCCCAUCCUGAUCUCUGAAGUAACAUUUAUAAUGAACCUGUUAAUAUGAAUAUUAACAGCACCUAGUGUUAUCGAUCAGAUUCAUCACUUUGGCCGAUUUGCUGCUCGGCAGAGGGCGCCGCCAUCUUUCUUCUGUGUCUCUUCCACGUCAACAGCACGCAGAUGUAAACACAGCACCUAAAACAGCCGUCACCGUCUAUACACCCCCUCUAGUGGUGGCAGUUAGUACUACGGGACCUGUCACGGGUAAACACUUCGGACAUUUCCAACUACGACACAAUCCACGCUUCCUUCACUCCUCCAUUCAUUGGUUCAUGUAACCAGUGAUAUCAUAAGUGGAGUGGUGAUAGCUUCAGACAAUUUACCGUAGAUGUGUUAUUUCAGUGAUUACUAAAGGGAAUUAGGAAGGAUGUUUUCAAAACAAGACCCUCUUCAGUGUUGAGUGUCAUGUUGACAAUCAAGACCUCACAGGAAACAACUGGACAUACUGUAUGUGCUCAGUUAUGUAGUACUCUCCAGCAUUUCAAACCUACUGUAAAAUAACUAUGCACACCUAUCCUCGUUGGUUGGCCCUCGCUUCAUACUCGCCGCCAAACCCACUGGCUACAGGUUAUCUACAAGUCUCUGCUAGGUAAAGCCCCGCCUUAUCUCAGCUCACUGGUCACCAUAGCAGCACCCACUCGUUGCACACGCUCCAGCAGGUAUGUCUCACUGGUCCCCCCCAAAGCCAAUUCUUCCUUUGGUCAUCUUUCCUUCCAGUUCUCUGCUGCCAAUGACUGGAACGAACUGCAAAAAUCACUGAAGCUGGAGACUCAUAUCUCCCUCACCUGCUUUAGGCACCAGCUGUCAGAGGAGCUCACAGAUCACUGCACCUGUACACAGCCCAUCUAUCUACCUACCUCAUCCCCAUACUGUAUUUAUUUAUUUAUCUUGCUCCUUUGCACCCCAGUAUCUCUACUUUCACAUUCAUCUUCUACACAUCUACCAUUCCAGUGUUUAAUUGCUAUAUUGUAAUUACUUCGCCACCAUGACCUAUUUAUUGCCUUAACUCCCUUAUCUUACCUCAUUUGCACUCACUGUAUAUAGACUUUUUGUUUUGUUCUACUGUAUUAUUGACUAUGUUUUGUUUAUUCCAUGUGUAACUCUGUGUUGUUGUAUGUGUCAAAUUUCUAUGCUUUAUCUUGGCCAGGUCCCAGUUGCAAAUGAGAACUUGUUCUCAACUAGCAUACCUGGUUAAAUAAAAUAAAUA
Molecule: messenger RNA, 2049 nt
Organism: Oncorhynchus masou masou (cherry salmon)
Lineage: Eukaryota; Metazoa; Chordata; Actinopteri; Salmoniformes; Salmonidae
Product: tetraspanin-8-like
Exons: 9
Coding region: 169-849 (226 amino acids)
Cellular component (GO): plasma membrane
Source: RefSeq, a predicted model, not a curated record